Messenger RNA from Pteronotus mesoamericanus, 3315 nucleotides. RefSeq names its product B-cell receptor-associated protein 29. The record is from RefSeq and is a predicted model, not a curated record. Lineage: Eukaryota; Metazoa; Chordata; Mammalia; Chiroptera; Mormoopidae. The transcript is spliced from 8 exons. The coding region runs from base 339 to 1064 and encodes 241 amino acids. Gene Ontology annotation, cellular component: endoplasmic reticulum membrane; endoplasmic reticulum. Gene Ontology annotation, biological process: endoplasmic reticulum to Golgi vesicle-mediated transport; intracellular protein transport.
GCAGUCCUCCAGGCGGCUGGGGGCCGCGGGGUGGCGGCGCUCUCCGCGGUUGGGCCUACUCUCGACCCAUCGAUCAAGGGCAAGGCGUUCGCUGAGCGCCAGGGUCUCAGGCGCGGACGAUAGUGGAGGCUGGCGUUACGCGAAAGUCGCAGCGAAGCUGGCGGAAAAACACCGUGUCGUUGCAGGCCGCCUAGCACGCUGCUCCGGCCUCGCCGGGGAGGUGGAGACGCCAGCCUCCCGACCCGCCCGUAACCCCUUCCCUUUCCCUCUUCUGUCCUCGCUUUCCUGCCCUUCCGGGCCGCGCGCCUUCAGUUAGAGGAAGGUGUGAAGAGAAAAAAAUGACACUCCAAUGGGCGGCAGUUGCAACCUUUCUCUAUGCUGAAAUAGGACUCAUUUUAAUCUUCUGUCUACCUUUUAUUACUCCUCAGAGGUGGCAGAAGAUUUUUUCAUUUAAUGUCUGGGGUAAAAUUGCAACUUUUUGGAACAAGGCUUUUCUUACUAUUAUAGUCCUAUUGAUUGUUCUGUUUCUAGAUGCUGUGAGAGAAGUAAGGAAAUAUUCUUCUGUUACUGCCAUUGAAAAGAGCUUACCCAGCAGACCUGGUGCCCAUGAACAUACACAGAUGAAACUUUUUAGGUCUCAAAGAAACCUUUACAUUUCUGGAUUUUCAUUAUUUUUUUGGCUAGUGUUGAGACGUCUGGUUACCCUUAUUACUCAGUUGGCAAAAGAACUGUCAAACAAAGUAGUACUUAAAACUCAAGCAGAAGAUACUAACGAGGCUGCCAAAAAGUUCAUGAAAGAGAAUGAAAAACUAAAACAGCUUUUGAAAAGCUAUACCAAGGAAGAAGAACGCAUUUUGGAAGCAGAAAAUAAAAAACUGGUAGAAGAACAGGAAAAACUGAAAACUGAAUUAAAGAAGACUUCAGAUGCCCUUUCUAAGGCACAAAAUGACCUGCUGACAAUGAAGAUACAAUCAGAGAAUCUUUCAAAAGAAUAUGACCAACUCCUGAAAGAACACUCCAAACUUCAGGAUCGUCUAUGGAAAGACAAUAAGAAAGGCCAGUGAACUGUAUGAAAGGUUUUGACACAUCAUGUCAAGAUAAUACUUUGUUAUCAUGUUAGCCUCUAGAAAAUUUAAAAUUCAGUCCAGAAAAAUAUACUGUGACCGGCCAAUAUUUUUUAAAUGUCAUACAUAAUGGCAUUAUCAUAAUACUUGAUGUUUUAUAUAUAUUGUACAGUAUGUAUCCUGGCUCUUAUGUAAAAUAUAAGCCUGUUGAACACAUUAUUUAGAUAUUCAUAGUAACACUGGUGGAUGAUGGCUAUUUACCAAUAGAAGGGAAAAUUCAUUAGCCAGUUACUUCCAAAAUUAGAUUUUUAAGUUAUGUGAAACCAUUAAUAGCACUUAAUUAAAAGCUUUGAUGAGGUUCCACUAAAAAUAAUCUAGUUAAUCAGAUGAUGAUAAUGAUUAUGUGUUUGAAGAUAUCAUCGACUACCAGCAAAUUUGUUCAUAGGGAUAUUAAGUAAGGGUAAAUGAUCAAAAUUUGCCACUAUAUUAAUAGGGGAGUCAGAAAGAGCAAAAAAUAAAAACCUUAGGUUUUUUUAAGCCUGAUGAUACUGUGGUUUACUCCCAUAAGACAACUACAUUUAUAUUUUUUGUUACUGUGCUUCUGCACCUGUUGGACUGUUUUUGUUGACAUUCAUGUUGAUAACAUAAUUAGUUUUUAAAAUCAUCUAGGAAUGGAGUUUACAUCUAUUUGCAUAACUGUUAGAGCACUGAAAUGAAAUUAUUUUACAACAAUGAGGAAUUCUUGACUCAGAAAGUUAAUGUACAACAGAUCCAAAAAAACAAAAAAGUAUUUCCCAUUGCUGUGAGAGUUACUAAUUAUACAGAUAUUACCUCACAUAUACAUACACUGGUGUCACAUUUUUUCUGAGAUGUUUCUGUACUCUGAAAGCUAAAUAAUAAAUACUGUUUUUUUCAUUCAAAUAUUCGUUUAGAGUUUCCUUUAGAAGAUGAUAAUGAUUACAACAUUAAUAUGAUUUAGGUUCUGGUAUUUAGACAUGGAAAUUAUCUUCCUUGUCUCAUAAAAACAACCUAAAUAUAAAAGAAAAUGGAACCCUGGCUGGGUCACACAGUGUCCCAAUACACCAAGGUGGUGUGAGUUCAAUCCCCAGUCAGGGCACAUAAAAGAAUCAACCAAUGUUCCCAACACCAUUUACUGAAGAGACUCUCUUUACUCCAUUGCAUACACUUGCCUCCUUUGUCAAAUAUUGACCAUAAAGGUGUGGUUUUAUUUUUUGGCUCUCUGUUCUGUUCCAUUGAUCUUUAUUCCAGUACCAAGCUGUUUUCAUUACAAUAGCCUUGCAGUAUAGUUUGAUAACAGGUAUUUUGAUAUCUCCAAAUUUGUUCUUUCUAAAGAUUGCUGAGGCUCUUUGUGGUCUUUUUUGGUUCCAUCUACAUUUUUGGAAUAUUUAUUCUAGAUCUAUGAAAUACAUCAUUGAUAUUUUAAUAGGAAUUAUGUUGAAUCUAUAGAUUGUUUUGGGAGGCAUGGACAUUUUAAUGAUUCUAAUUCUUCCAAUUCAUGAACACAGGAUAUGCUUCCACUUACUUGUAUCUUCAUCAAUUUCUUUCUUCAGUGUCCUGUAGUUUUCUGAGUACAGGUCUUUUACCUCUGGUUAUAUGUAUUCCUCGGUACUUUAUUAUUUUUUUUGUUGCAAUAGUAAAUGGGGUUGUUUUAUUAGUUUCAUUUUCUAAUAGUUCAUUAUUGGUAUAUAAAAAGUGCAACUGAUUUCUGAAUAUUAAUUUUGUAUCCUGCUACUUUGCCAAAUUCAUGUAUUAGAUCGUGUGUGUGUGUGUGUGUGUGUGUGGAGUCCUUAGGGUUUUCUAUGUACAGCAUCAUGUCAUCUGCAAAUAUUGACAUAUUUACUUCUUUCUAUCUAAUUUGGAUGCAUUUUAAUUCUUUUUCUGUCUGAUCACUGUGGCUAGGACUUCCAGGACUAUGUUGAAUAACAGUGGUGAAAGCAGACAUCCUGUCUUAAGGAAAAUCCUGAUAUUAAGGGAAAUGUGUUUAGUUCUUGCCUGUUGAGUAUAAUGUUGGCUCUAGGUUUAUAUAUAUGUGCAUUAUUGUGUUGAAGUAUGAUCCAUCUAUUCCCACUUCGCUGAGAGUUUUUAUCAUAAAUCAGUGCUGAAUUUUAUCAAAUGCUUUUUCUGCACCAGUUGAUAAAAUCAUGUGAUUUUUAUCUUCAUUUUGUGUAUGUGAUGUAUCACAUUUAUUGACUUCCAAAUAUUGUACCAACCUUGCAUUCCCAGAAUAAAU